UCUAAUUUAAAGAGAAAUGAAAAGAUAUCUCUCACGCAGAAGUUUCCUCUCUUGGUAGAUCUGAUCGGUUGAUAAACAAUUCUUUCUUCUCCCCUUCUAAAUUUUCUCAUUUCUAAUUCUUUCUGUGGAAUAGAUUUUACAUUCCAAAUUUUUUUCCAAAGAUUGUUAAUAAUUCCAACUGUGAAUAAAGAAUCGGUCCCAAAGGAACAGAAUUUUUUUUAAAAGCUUUUCUUUUUUAUCAAGGAGGAAAAAAAACCAAAGAUGGAUAGUUUGUGUCUGAAUACAAGCUUACACGGGGUAAUUCCAGCGAUUAAAGCGGUUGGAAGCGGCGUAAGCGGUUGUGGCGGAGGAGUUGUUGAAGUUAGAGCAACCGCAGCGGCGCCAUCGCGAAAAAGAAGAACUUUCGGAUUCUCUUUCAAGCUCCCAUUGACGCCGUUUUGGUCUCGCGGCGGUGGAAUUGCGUCGAGGAGGAGACGUAGCAGCGGGUUGGCUUUGGACGACGCCGUUUUGGUGGAUUCUGGCGAUUCGAGAACGCCAAUCGCGGAGGAGACGGAGACGGAGAGGAGAAAUGGGAGCUGGGUUUUGAAGAUAUUGGAUGUGCAAUCUCUGUGGAGAGACGGAGAGGUACAAGAAGAAGAAGAUGAAGAUGAAGAUGAAGAUGAAGAUGAAGAAGAAGAGGAACUAAACGACGUCGUAUCACCUGAAGAAGAUGGUGGAUGCGAUGUAAGUUACGAAGAAAACAGAUUUAAGCUGGACAGAGACUCCUUCUCUAAAUUGCUGAAGAGGGUUUCAUUACCCGAAUCGAAACUCUAUGCUCAAAUGUCAUAUCUGGGAAACUUGGCUUAUUCCAUUUCUAAAAUAAAGCCUGCGAAUCUCUCCAAGUAUUACGGCCUAAAGUUCGUAACUUCAUCAGCUGAGAAAACAGAGUUAGCCUUAAAAGCUGAAGUUUCAGAUGAGACCAAACCAAAGGUGGAAGAAGAAGAAGAAGUUGAAGCCAACAAAGGUCGCAAGAUUAGUGCUUCUGCCGCGUAUGAGAUGGUUGCAUCAGCUGCCUCUUACCUCCACUCUCGCACCAACAGCAUUCUUCCUUUCACUUCCUCAUCCAAAACCGAAAAUUCAUCAUCAGAGGUUCCUUCUUGUUUAACCGACUCUGUUACUUCCGUUGUUGCUGCUGAGGAAGACGUCAAACAAGCAGUUGCAGACGAUUUGAAAUCCACCAUCUCAUCUCCUUGCGAUUGGUUUAUAUGCGAUGAUGAUCAAACUCUCACCAGAUUCGUUGUCAUUCAAGGAUCUGAGUCUCUAGCUUCGUGGCAAGCGAACCUACUCUUCGAGCCAAUCGAAUUCGAGGAGCUCGGUGUGAUCGUCCACAGAGGAAUAUACGAAGCAGCUAAAGGAAUGUACGAACAAAUGCUACCUGAAGUCAAGGCCCACUUAAAAGCCCAUAAAAACAGAGCUAACUUCCGUUUCACCGGACACUCACUAGGCGGAAGCUUAUCCUUACUGCUAAACCUCAUGUUACUCGUCCGAGGCGAAGUACCCGCUUCUUCUCUACUCCCUGUUAUAACAUUCGGCGCUCCUUUCGUACUAUGCGGAGGCGAUAAUCUUCUCAAAAAGCUAGGCUUGCCUAAAAGCCAUGUCCAAGCUGUAACAAUGCACCGUGACAUCGUCCCUAGAGCCUUCUCUUGUAACUACCCUUACCACGUGGCGGAGCUUCUCAAGGCUGUUAACGGCAACUUCCGUAGCCAUCCUUGUCUCAACAAGCGGAGUGUGUUGUAUUCUCCCAUGGGAGAGCUUCUCAUCCUUCAGCCUGAUGAGUCCUUCUCUCCAGGACACGAGCUUCUUCCUCCUGGAAACGGUUUAUAUCUUCUAACCGAUGAAGAUACAGAGGAGGAACGUGCGGCGCAGACGUUGUUCUUGAACACGCCGCAUCCACUCGACAUUCUUGGCGACAGGGCGGCGUACGGGUCGAGCGGGACGAUACAGAGGGACCACGACAUGAACUCUUACCUUAAAGCGGUUAGGAGUGUGAUAAGGAAAGAAGUGAGUCAGAUAAGGAGGGAGAAGAGGGAGCAUCGCAGGAGUCUCUGGUGGCCUGUACUGGUGACUAGGGAAAGCAGCGGGAGAUCAGGGAGACAAAUCAACGGAGGUCAGGAUUUCUCGGGGAUGAUGAAGACAGGGAGAAAGUCGUUGCAGAGGUUUAGCCGCCUUGUGGCGUCUCAGCAUAUGCCUUUGAUCGUUGUUCUGUUGGUUCCGGUUAAAUUGAUGUUCCUUGGAGCUUUCAACGUCUUUAGUUUCCGUUGAAAAUGGUUUGUUUGUUUUUUUUGGGCGGGUUAAAGUCGUUGUUGGCUUGUACCGGUUUAGACCGGGUUCUGGUAAUGACCAGGUUUAGAUCAUUCUUUAUUCAUGUGUAUUUUGUUUGUUUGUUGGGGGGGGGGGGCC
Molecule: messenger RNA, 2439 nt
Organism: Brassica oleracea var. oleracea
Lineage: Eukaryota; Viridiplantae; Streptophyta; Magnoliopsida; Brassicales; Brassicaceae
Exons: 3
Coding region: 262-2301 (679 amino acids)
Biological process (GO): lipid metabolic process
Molecular function (GO): glycerophospholipid phospholipase A1 activity
Source: RefSeq, a predicted model, not a curated record